GCACAAAAUGGAGAAAACACGAAGCUCAAAUCAAAGGUUGGACAUAGCACGCACGCUGCAGGCCGGCGGAGAACCAACAUCACCAUUGUCGACGAACGCCAGAAAGUGUUGUAUUAUUGGAUGGAGGCAGCCAGGGCCGGGACGAUAACAGAAAACGGAGUAACGUUGAUACGGUUUGACAAACAUUCUAGUCUAGCUGUGCCUUCCCUGGUAGACAAAUAUCCACUCUAUCGAAUACCCACACUGGGUACGAUCGUGUAUCUCCUCCAGUCCAAUCAACAGUAUGUAAUGGCAUCUGUACUGUCAGGCCUGAUAAAGGAGAUUAUUUGGAUUUGGCCUCAGUGGGAUCAUAGGAACCAUUUUGAAGAAUACUCUCUAAGUGUCAUUCAGGCUGGGCUGACGACUCCAGACAAUAGAGAAGAACGGGAGUUCUGCAUGUGUGUAUUUGAUUCUGAAAGUAGCGAAAACACGUGUUUUCACAAUUCCCAGUCAGAAAGAGAAAGUGGCGUGGUACAUAUAAGCUUCGUGGAAUGUGAUAUAAAAUAUACUGUAAAAUAUGUGGAAAUUAGAGAGGAUUUAGCUGCUGAAUAUCUUAAACGAAAAGCGAAUGGGAUUAAUGACAGAUCAGAUGUUAUACUGGAUAUAGAUGUCGAUUUUUUAAAUUUCACGGAUGCCAGUAAAUUUCUUGUCCAAGCCAACAUAACACGAUACGAUGUAGAGGACCUGGACUCCAAUUUAUCUCGUUUAUUCUGUCCAAAGAAUGGAUCGGGGGAAACCCUCAUCGAUAAACGCAUCACCCAGUUUAUAAACAAUGUCAUGAUUUUCAAAAACGAUGGGCAUCCUUUUUCUAAAUACAAUUCAACGAAACUCUAUAACUACGGAAAGAAAUAUUUUCAAACACGUACCAUGGAAUGGCUACCAUACACAUGCGCAGUGACAGAGAUUCAGAAAAAUCUGUUCCUCUCUCGUUUUCUCCGUUCUGUUGUGACAUUUACAGUUCCCCAAUUAGAAGCAAUCAAGAAGACGGGGUUCUGUAUGAAUAAUGUACAACAGAAUGUUAAGAAAUUACCAAUUAAAGAGUUCCACGUAUGUACGGGUGAGAAUUACAGAUUUAAUAAACAGAGCUUUCAUUUGGAUCCUGGAAAACUCAAAGAGAGGAUAAUGAACUUCAUGGAUACUCUGACACAUAUAACGAAACUUCCGGUGAAGUUAGUGACCGUCUGUAGGUCUGUUAGAGACGGGUUCACAACCCGAGCAACGGAGCCUCAUUUUGAGAGACUAAUUCUGAAAGGUUUACAAAGAAAACUCGCACACACAAAAUUAUUCUACGACCAAAAUCUUCUUGGGAGAUAUAAGACAUCUAGGAGCGUCGGACAAAAUUAAACCUUCAGAUAUUAUUACAACACUAUAUUUCGUAAUGUAUGAAAAAUGAUUUUGCCAACCUGGGUUUUCUGUCAUUUAUCAGAUAAACACUUAAACUGAUCAAUUUGAUUUUGAAUUCCUAUCAAAAUCAAUUUAUACUUGAACGACAGAAAGAGUGAAACAAGUUUGAGAAUAGAUAUGUACAUGUAUAUGUAGGUCUAUUUAUUAUACGAUGUCAAAUAUACAAUACAAUUGUUACAAACAUUCAUGACAUACAGGACACUUUUACAUGGACAUCACAAAUAAAACAAUAGUAUUAAUGUCGACAUCACAAAUAAAACAAUAGUAUUAAUGUCGACAUCACAAAUAAAACAAUAGUAUUAAUGUCGACAUCACAAAUAAAACAAUAGUAUUAAUGUCGACAUCACAAAUAAAACAAUAGUAUUAAAUGCCGUCUGAGGCGUUUCAUGUCAUUUAUUGCCCCAAUCCUUGUAUACGAAUUUUGAUUCCGUUUACCUGAUCAAGAUAUAGGGCUCAUGGUGGAUGUGACAGGUCAACAUGGUAUGCUUACUCCCUCUAGACACCUGAUUUCACCUGUGUUGUGUCCAGGGGUCCGUGUUUGGCUUUCUCUCAAUUUUUGCAUUCUUUAUACGAUUUGCUUGAUUGGUCACUGUCCGCUAUCUUCACUUGUUCAUUCAGUAAAAGGAAAUUUC
Molecule: messenger RNA, 2075 nt
Organism: Ostrea edulis (European flat oyster)
Lineage: Eukaryota; Metazoa; Mollusca; Bivalvia; Ostreida; Ostreidae
Exons: 5
Coding region: 121-1383 (420 amino acids)
Source: RefSeq, a predicted model, not a curated record